AUGUUCAUUCGUUCUAUACUUUGUUUUGAUAUUUUCAAGUUCGGUAUCGAGUUUGGUGGUUUCGGCGUGUUACCUUGGAAUUUCGUUUGUACGCGUUACAUAAAUGCGCAAUGAGCGGGUUUAUUAAAAUGAAAAAACAUUAAUUGGGAAGUGAAAUCUAUAGUAAGUGUUGAAAACGAAAAUCAAACCGGCGGACGUCCUCAAUCUCAAGUCGGACCGUAUUUCGUCUCAUGUCUUUAUCUCGGAAAUAAGCGUACAUCUCUUGUGUACUGAUUACUGAUUUAUUUAGUUCGUCGUGCGGAAUGAGACGGAUCGGUUGAGCUUCCUAGAAAUGGGUCGCUCAUAGUCGUACAAUAAAAAAAACUUUUUGAAGUUCCUGGCUGGUGUUAUUGUUUUUGAAUUUAGAACGUAAAAAAAAUUAACGCGAUGAGUGCUGCGACGGACUCAGUUUUGGCGGGAUAUAUCCCAGAAUAUUUGUUUACUCUGAUGGAGGAGUUAGAUGAACAUCCGUGGUUGUUUGCCGCUCUUGCCUCAGUUCUAGUUGGACUCAGUGGGAUCCUGCCUCUCCUGAUCAUACCCAUCGACGAAUCUGCGUCGUUUAAGGACGGAGCGGGGGCAGCAACACUGCGAGUCCUGCUGAGCUUCGCAGUCGGCGGUCUGCUUGGAGACGUGUUCCUACAUCUACUGCCCGAGUCUUGGGAACACGACCUAGCUGGCAGAAAAGAAGGCGAGCACGUUUCACUAAAAUGCGGUCUUUGGUGUCUCGCUGGCAUGCUAGUCUUCAUCGUAGUAGAAAAACUCUUCGCAGCGUCAGAAGGCGAAGAAGAACAAACCCCGCCAGCGAAGCAGAACGGAUCUAUCAAGCAGAUUGAAAUAGAAGAGAUCGAGAAACUUCUAGAAUUGGAGAGAAAACAACGCGGGGGGAAUAAAGGGGGUCUUUGUAAUGGAAGCGUGACUGCUAAGCAGCUGUAUGACACUUGUGUGUUCAAUAAUAACACGAAAGGUGAAGGCGGUUGCUGUAACAGUGUAGCCGCUUCGAAUGGUUCAGUUAAAUGCGGAGGGAAGGGCAGCAACCGUUGGAUGGGCCGCUGUCUAUUACGAGAGGCGAGAGAGAAGGCACUGAAGGCUACUAAAGAGAAGAGCGAGAAGAAAGAUGUGGCGGGCUACCUGAACCUCAUGGCCAACUCCAUAGAUAACUUCACGCAUGGACUGGCGGUGGGCGGCUCCUUCCUCGUGGGCUUCCGAGUCGGUCUGCUCACCACAUUCGCUAUACUCGUCCAUGAAAUCCCUCACGAAGUGGGAGACUUCGCCAUUCUCCUGAAAAGCGGGUUCUCGCGGUGGGAAGCGGCCAAGGCGCAACUGGCCACCGCUUCAGCUGGUCUGAUCGGUGCAAUGACCGCCGUCAUAUUCAGCGGAGCCAGAAAUGCGAUAGAGGCAAAGACAUCCUGGAUAGUCCCGUUCACAGCGGGCGGGUUCCUACACAUAGCGCUGGUCACAGUGUUACCGGACCUUCUCCGGGAAGAAGACAAGUGGCAGUCGCUCAAACACCUUGCGGCUUUGUUAGCCGGCAUCGGGGUCAUGGCAUUUAUGACGUAUUACUUCUAGAAACUUCUAUAAAGAAUACGGGCCUGAGUCUAGUGAAUCAACAGCAUCACCACCAAUAUUAAUCACGACUAAAGCCAGUUCCACUUCUGGGUUGUGUUGUUUCGGAAAAAUGAUGCAAUCGUUAAAUUAUAUACGUACAGCGCCAUCUAACGUAUUUCAAAGUAAUACUAAGAGAAGAUGAUGAAAUUAUUAUAAGAACCGUAAAAAUUCGGGAUACGCACGCUAUGUUUAAGAGAUGGAAUUGCGCGAAAUGUAUUUAAAGUUUGAUAAAACUUUACAUAAUAGAGAGAGAGCACGUUUUAGGUUCAGAAGACCGAACACAACACUGUAAAUAUGCAAACGCCAAACAUUCUUUUACUCCAUACAUCACUACAAAGUGUGUCUAGCUACUAUCGAAAGAUAUGAGGUGACAUUGGAACCAUGUGCCAAUAUUUUACAAGUAAAUAUUUACUAUUAUAUAGAUUUACUUGUAAAUAUAAUAGAGGCAACGCAAUGACAUUCCGAGGUGACAUACUAAUAAUGAAAUUGAUACAUUCAUAGGUGUACUCAGUAAGGCCUAGAGAUAUACUAAUUGAUCCAUGAUAAUACACAUAGCGGGUCAUAAAAUAGCAUCACUU
This is a messenger RNA of Ostrinia furnacalis (Asian corn borer), 2222 nucleotides long. RefSeq names its product Zinc transporter Zip99C (gene Zip99C). Bases 427 to 1605 code for a protein of 392 amino acids. Gene Ontology annotation, cellular component: membrane. The transcript is spliced from 9 exons. Lineage: Eukaryota; Metazoa; Arthropoda; Insecta; Lepidoptera; Crambidae. Gene Ontology annotation, molecular function: zinc ion transmembrane transporter activity. The record is from RefSeq and is a predicted model, not a curated record. Gene Ontology annotation, biological process: intracellular zinc ion homeostasis; zinc ion transmembrane transport.